Messenger RNA from Sphenostylis stenocarpa, 567 nucleotides. The record is from the annotation of a GenBank genome assembly. Lineage: Eukaryota; Viridiplantae; Streptophyta; Magnoliopsida; Fabales; Fabaceae.
AUGAAGUUCGAGAUUGAGGACGUGACCGUGUACUUCCCCUACGACAACAUCUACCCGGAGCAAUACUCUUACAUGGUGGAGCUCAAGCGCGCCCUCGACGCCAAGGGUCACUGUCUCCUGGAGAUGCCCACUGGCACCGGCAAAACCAUCGCGCUCCUCUCCCUCAUCACCAGCUACGUCCUCUCCAAGCCCAAUUCCCCGCUCAAGCUCCUCUACUGUACGCGCACCGUCCACGAGAUGGAGAAGACGCUCGCCGAGCUCCGCCUCCUCCACGACUACCAGCUUCAGCACCUCGGUCCCGCCGCCCGGAUCCUCGCCCUCGGAUUGUCCUCCCGGAAGAAUCUCUGCGUCAAUUCAAGAGUUCUCGCGGCUGAAAAUCGUGACUCCGUGGAUGCUGGUUGUCGGAAGCUGACCGCCUCCUGGGUCCGGGCGCUCGCUGCCGAGAACCCAGCUGUGCCGUCGUGCGAGUUCUUCGAGCAGUAUGAGAGGGCGGGGUCGUCCGCGGUUCUACCUCCCGGGGUUUACACUCUGCAGGUUGGCGUUUUGGUUUUGGUGUUAGUCGCCUGA